AUGGCACUAGGUUGGAUUUGGGCCUAAACAGGCUUUGGUGGGACAUCCACAUCCUUGUCCGCGGCGAAACAAAAUUUCCCACAGCGAGCGAGGUUCCCCUCCCGACUCGGUGAUGGCGGCGCCGGCGGCGGACGAGGCAUGGUGCCGGAAGACGGUGCCACGGGUGAUGGAACUGGUGUGUCGGCGCCUUCCGCAGCGGGACGCAUGCGCGCUGCUUGCUGUCAGUCCCUGGUGCUACCGUGCCCUCGUUGCUAACUCCAGGCUCUGGGAGGUACUUGAUCUACGUGAGAUGAAGAAUGCUGGAAACCGACUUAUUUCAGCACUUUCACUGAGUGGCAUCUCACUGGAAAAUUUGGAAUUCCUGAACCUAAAUGCAUGUCAGAAGAUCUCUGAUAAAGGAAUUGAAGCUGUUACCAGUCUUUGUCCUAAUCUUCAGCGCCUUGCUAUCUAUUGGAUUGUAGGACUGACAGACUCAAGUAUUGGGCACAUUACAAAGAACUGCAAGCAUCUAGUGCACCUUAACUUGAGCGGUUGUAAGAAUAUCAAGGAUAAAGGAAUGCAGUUGAUUGCUAAUAAUUACCAAGGACUAAAGAGAUUGAACAUAACCAGGUGUGUUAAGUUGACAGAUGAUGGGCUUAACCAAGUUCUUCUGAAGUGUUCUUCACUUGAAAGCCUAAACCUUUAUGCCCUUUCAAGUUUUACUGACAGUGUUUAUAGGGAGAUAGGAUCAUUAAGUAAUCUUACAUUUCUAGACCUAUGUGGUGCUCAGAAUCUAACGGACGAUGGCCUUGCAUGCAUAUCAAGAUGUGGACGUCUAACAUACCUCAAUUUGAGUUGGUGUGUACGUGUUACUGACACUGGCAUUGUAGCUAUUGCGCUAGGUUGUCGAGCCCUCGAACUGUUAAGUUUGUUUGGAAUAGUUGGGGUGACCGAUGCAUGCCUUGAGGCUUUGUCAAAAUCUUGCUCGUCCAGCCUCACAACACUCGACGUAAAUGGCUGCAUAGGUAUUAAGAGGAGGAGCCGGGAUGACCUGCUGAAGCUCUUCCCAUCACUGAGUUGCUUCAAAGUGCACAGCUAGCAGGCACGGUGGUUCUCGAUGGCUUUGUAUUCUACAUCUAGGAAGGGGAAGGGAGAUGUUGAGGUGUGUCUUGACGUCAUGUUCUUGUGUUAGUAUAUACUUUCUUUGUUUCAGAUUUUCUAUGUUCGUUGAUUUUGCUAUGUAUGGAGACAUUGUGUAUAUCUAAGUUCGUAUCAAGAGAAGUUCUACAGCAGCUAACCGUCCUGAGUUUGCAAUCUCUGGUAUCUUGAAAUCUCCAAAGCUUGUUCUUUCAACAGAGGCUUUAUUCUCUGUAACUUGCAGAUAUUAUCCUGAGGCUUUAGUAGGCUGACCAAUCUACAGAAGUUUGAAUCACAAUUAGGGCUGGACAAAAUGCUCGUGGCUCGUCGGCUCGCUCGGCUCGUGGUCUAUUCGGCUCGGAUUAAUUCGUUUGAAUUUUUUCAUGAGCUAAGUUAACAUCCUAACUCGGUUCGUUAACGAGCUAGUUCGAUUUGUUAACUAGCUCGUGAGUUAAACGAGCUACCACAUUUUAGCAAAACGAAACUAUAUGAAUAUCAUUUAAGUUAUUGAUAAAUAUGUUAUAUGUAUGUGUGGUGUCUAUGGUCUAUGAGUUAAAUUAAUAAUUGAUGAA
This is a messenger RNA of Zea mays, 1688 nucleotides long. Its product is annotated as F-box protein At3g58530-like. Lineage: Eukaryota; Viridiplantae; Streptophyta; Magnoliopsida; Poales; Poaceae. The coding region runs from base 113 to 1078 and encodes 321 amino acids. Gene Ontology annotation, molecular function: protein binding. The transcript is spliced from 11 exons. Gene Ontology annotation, biological process: SCF-dependent proteasomal ubiquitin-dependent protein catabolic process. The record is from RefSeq and is a predicted model, not a curated record. Gene Ontology annotation, cellular component: SCF ubiquitin ligase complex.